This is a messenger RNA of Symphalangus syndactylus (siamang), 832 nucleotides long. It is a transcript of the gene TMSB15C, whose product is annotated as thymosin beta 15C. Gene Ontology annotation, molecular function: actin monomer binding. The record is from RefSeq and is a predicted model, not a curated record. Lineage: Eukaryota; Metazoa; Chordata; Mammalia; Primates; Hylobatidae. Gene Ontology annotation, cellular component: cytoplasm. Gene Ontology annotation, biological process: actin filament organization; regulation of cell migration.
GGAGUUGAAAUUAUUCUAACAAAAAUAUAACUUUUCUAAUAUCUGUUGCUGUUUUUCUGUUGAAAAUGAGCAGGUAGAAUAUACAUUGAUAGGAAAUGUGAAAAUUUUUGCUUGUGACCCCUUAGUCCGAAGAUAGUUCUGCCAGGUAAGUUUUCUUAAAAAUGUUUUUUUCUGUCCUGGCGCGGUGGCUCACGCCUGUAAUCCCAGCACUUUGGGAGGCCGAGGCGGGCAGAUCACUUGAGGCCAGGAGUUCCAGACCAGCCUGGCCAACAUGGCUUUCUUCUAGUCAAGAUGAGUGAUAAACCAGACUUGUCGGAAGUGGAGAAGUUUGACAGGUCAAAACUGAAGAAAACUAAUACUGAAGAAAAAAAUACUCUUCCCUCAAAGGAAACUAUCCAGCAGGAGAAAGAGUGUGUUCAAACAUCAUAAAAUGGGGAUCUCCUCCAAAGAACAGAUUUCAGCAUUGCCUGGCAGUCUUGGUUUUAGGCUUUUUUUUUGUAAACCUAUGUGUUUGUAAAGAUUUCAGGCAUCUUCUGAUUUCUUCUCACCUAUAUUCCCUGGUUAAAAGGUCAGGGGUAGUGAAUGUUUCCUUAAGUUCCUUUUUAAACUUCCCAUUGGUAUGUAAAUUCCAAAUGGCAGAUGCUGUCAAUAACCUUGCCAUGGAUGACCUUUGCAUAUGUAGUCCUUGCACCUCAUACAGGAUAAGCUAAUUUUAACUUUCUACAAUGGGUGCCUCAAUUGUUUCAUAAUCUUCAUGAAGUUGCAUCCUUUGGCAGCUUCUUAGUUUAUUUUCACUUCCAAUGUAGCAAUAAAAUAAUAAAUAUAAUUGUUA